Molecule: messenger RNA, 1134 nt
Organism: Pogona vitticeps (central bearded dragon)
Lineage: Eukaryota; Metazoa; Chordata; Lepidosauria; Squamata; Agamidae
Source: RefSeq, a predicted model, not a curated record
AUGCUCAAGUGGCGAGAGCAGCUCCCGUGUGAAGGUGGAGGAUUUAAAAAACGACCGAGGAAUCAGGUGAAGCUUCCGGGACCCGACAAAGACGUUUGCGAGGAGGAAAAGACACGUUGUCAAGAGUUCUCGGGGCCAGGCAAUGCAGUCCUCCAGAACUAUCUGGCCAAAGGAGAAUACCCUCCUUUUAAGUCUCCUGCCAUGUUCGAGAGCGCAUUUGUGCAGGUCUCAAGGAAGGGCAAGCCCGUGUUCUUCCAUAACCAUGGCCAUGAGGCCAUCGUCGGCAUCGCUGCAGAUGACAUGAAGCUGCCGUUGCCCAACAUGAUGUUCAUCGCCCGUCCGGUGGUGAUGCGGCUCUCCCGGGGACCCCCUAAGGAGGAACUAAUACUCACCAGGCUCAUUCCUUUGAGAUUCGUACGGCUGGCCAUUCGUGACCGAGAGAAGCAGAUCAUUGAAAUGAUCCUGAUCAGUGGGCAGUCUUAUUACCUUCUACUCCACCCUUCCACCAAGGAGAAAGACAACCAGUUCCGGUGCUGGUGCAAACUCAUCCACCUUCUCCAUCACCCACCAGCACGCUACUUCAGGCCCAAACCCAUCUCCUUUACUGGUAUAGACCACCAGAGCAUUCCUGUUAUACCAAGGGACGAGGAAGCCGUGCAGGAGGAAAAGGAAGAAAACAAUCAGGAGCAGAAGGAGAAGGGACAGAUUUCAGCCAAAACACCUCAUCAGAGCGGGUUUGACAUCGAGGAAGAAUACACUGCCGAUGAGCGCCACAUUCUGGAGAUAGGAGACGUCAGGACAUUUAGUGAGUGGUUCCUGUACGAAAAUGCUGACAGCUUUGAGACCUACGCAGGGAGCAAGACCUCAGUCAAGCCGAUCAGGACAUUCAGUUCAGCACCUGUUCUAUCAGAACUAACAUUUUCCAACACAAGCAUGAACACAAGCAGGUCCUCGGGCCAACCACCAGCGCCUCCUGUGUUUCCAGUUCCAAAGAAAGGCGAAAACGGAAGCCUUAACAUUGUCACCAUCUAUUCCGCCAUCUCCAAAAUUCUGGGGGAGAAAAAUGGAGAGAGAGCAGACACUGAGCCCUGUCAGAGAGGUGUCUUGGAACAGGAGGAGCUGAGAGGGCAAUAG